Molecule: messenger RNA, 294 nt
Organism: Triticum turgidum subsp. durum (durum wheat)
Lineage: Eukaryota; Viridiplantae; Streptophyta; Magnoliopsida; Poales; Poaceae
Source: the annotation of a GenBank genome assembly
AUGGCUGCCAAGGCGACCCUCGUCUGCUUCAUGGUCAUGGCCCUCGCGGCAGCGCUGCUGGCGGCGCCGGGCGCGGUGGAGGCGGCGACGUGCAGCCCGACGCAGCUGACCCCGUGCGCGCCGGCCAUCAUCGGGAACGCGGCGCCGAGCGCGGCGUGCUGCGGGAAGCUGAAGGCGCACCCGGCGAGCUGCCUGUGCAAGUACAAGAAGGACCCCAACCUGCAGCGCUACGUCAACUCCCCCAGCGGCAAGAAGGUCUUCACCGCGUGCAAGCUGCGCCUGCCAAGCUGCUGA